Molecule: messenger RNA, 351 nt
Organism: Dichomitus squalens LYAD-421 SS1
Lineage: Eukaryota; Fungi; Basidiomycota; Agaricomycetes; Polyporales; Polyporaceae
Exons: 2
Coding region: 1-351 (116 amino acids)
Source: RefSeq, a predicted model, not a curated record
AUGCAUCCCGUCCUGGCGCUGCUUGCUGCCCUCACCCCAACGUUCGCGUUCCUCAUCACCGAACCCUCUAGCACGACCGUCUGGGCUGCGGACGGUCCCAACACGAUCGCUUGGACCAAAGUUUCUACCGACUCGGAGAACGUCACAGUUGUUCUCAACAAUCAGCAAUUGAAGCCUCCAGUGUCACAAGUGCUUCUUGCAUUUGUCGAUAGCACCGUUGGCAGCAUUGUCGUCACCCAAGCACCGCCUGGCGGUUUCCACCCCGGUAGUGGCUUUGUAGUCUACUUUGCUCCUGACACGCACACGACGGGGACCAGACUGAGUAUAUCCCAGCAGUUCCGUAUCGCUUAA